Messenger RNA from Sorex araneus (European shrew), 4658 nucleotides. RefSeq names its product FIG4 phosphoinositide 5-phosphatase (gene FIG4). Gene Ontology annotation, biological process: phosphatidylinositol dephosphorylation. Gene Ontology annotation, cellular component: intracellular membrane-bounded organelle. Bases 188 to 2911 code for a protein of 907 amino acids. Lineage: Eukaryota; Metazoa; Chordata; Mammalia; Eulipotyphla; Soricidae. The record is from RefSeq and is a predicted model, not a curated record. Gene Ontology annotation, molecular function: phosphatidylinositol-3,5-bisphosphate 5-phosphatase activity. The transcript has 23 exons.
AGGAAUCCGGAAACCACCGGGCUGUGUGGGUCAUCUGUGUGCUUAGUGCCCGGGCCGGCGGCGUUGAUCCUGGGCGCAUCUCUUGUCCAGGAGCUGAGGUGACAUCUCUGCCAGCCUUUUGGGGCGGCUGCCACAAUCUGGGCUGCGGCCUGGUGCCCUGUCUCCGGGUACCCUAUUUGCUCUGGCCAUGCCCUCGGCCGCCGCCCCCCUCAUCAGCUCGGUCCAGAAGUUGGUUCUGUACGAGACCAGAGCUAGAUACUUUCUAGUUGGGAGCAAUCAUGCAGAAACAAAAUACCGUGUUUUGAAAAUUGAUCGAACCGAACCAAAAGAUUUGGUCAUCAUUGAUGAUAGGCAUGUGUAUACUCAACAAGAAGUGAGAGAGCUUCUCGGCCGCUUGGAUCUAGGAAAUAGAACGAAGACGGGGCAGAAAGGCUCCUCUGGUUUAUUUCGAGCUGUUACUGCUUGUGGUAUUGUAGGUUUUGUAAGGUUUUUAGAAGGCUACUAUAUUGUGUUAAUAACUAAAAAGAGGAAGAUGGCAGAUAUUGGAGGUCAUGCAAUAUAUAAGAUUGAAGAUACAAAUAUGAUCUAUAUACCGAAUGACUCUGUACGAAUUACUCAUCCUGAUGAAGCUAGGUAUCUACGGAUAUUUCAAAAUGUAGACCUAUCUAGUAAUUUUUACUUCAGUUACAGCUAUGAUUUGUCCCACUCACUUCAAUAUAAUCUGACUAUCUUGAGAAUGCCCCUGGAAAUGUUAAAAUCCGAAACUACCCAGACUCGCCAGGAGAGUUUUGACAUCUUUGAAGAUGAAGGAUUAAUUACACAGGGCAGAAGUGGUGUGUUUGGGAUCAGUAGUGAGCCUUACAUGAAGUAUGUGUGGAAUGGUGACCUUUUGGAUAUAAUUAAAAAUACUGUGCAUCGUGACUGGCUACUGUAUGUUAUUCAUGGAUUCUGUGGCCAGUCAAAGCUCUUGAUUUAUGGACGACCAGUAUAUGUCACUCUUAUAGCCAGGAGAUCCAGUAAAUUUGCUGGGACGCGGUUUCUCAAGAGAGGUGCAAACUGUGAGGGUGAUGUUGCAAAUGAAGUGGAGACUGAACAAAUACUCUGUGAUGCUUCUGUAAUGUCUUUUACUGCCGGAAGCUACUCUUCUUAUGUCCAAGUUAGAGGCUCAGUUCCUUUAUAUUGGUCUCAGGACAUUUCAACUAUGAUGCCUAAGCCUCCUAUUACAUUGGACCAGGCAGAUCCGUUCGCGCAUGUGGCUGCACUCCACUUUGACCAGAUGCUUCAGAGGUUUGGCUCGCCCAUCAUCAUCUUGAAUUUAGUGAAGGAACGAGAGAAAAGAAAGCAUGAGAGAAUUCUGAGUGAAGAGCUUGUAGCUGCUGUGACCUACCUCAAUCAGUUUCUGCCUCCUGAACAUACAAUUGUCUAUAUUCCUUGGGAUAUGGCCAAGUACACUAAAAGCAAGUUAUGCAAUGUUCUUGAUCGACUCAAUGUGAUAGCCGAAAAUGUGGUGAAGAAAACAGGUUUCUUUGUAAACCGCCCUGAUUCUUACUGUAGCAUUUUGCGACCAGAUGAAAAGUGGAAUGAACUUGGCGGGUGUGUGAUUCCCACUGGUCGGCUGCAGACUGGAGUUCUUCGAACCAACUGUGUGGACUGUUUAGAUCGCACCAACACAGCACAGUUUAUGGUGGGAAAAUGUGCUCUGGCUUAUCAGCUGUAUUCCUUGGGACUGAUUGACAAACCUAACCUUCAGUUUGAUACAGAUGCAGUUAGAUUAUUUGAGGAACUCUAUGAAGACCAUGGGGACACUCUCUCCCUUCAGUAUGGUGGUUCUCAACUUGUUCAUCGUGUGAAAACAUACAGAAAGAUAGCACCAUGGACCCAGCACUCAAAAGAUAUUAUGCAGACACUCUCGAGAUAUUAUAGCAAUGCCUUUUCAGAUGCUGAUAGACAAGACUCCAUCAAUCUCUUCCUGGGAGUAUUCCAUCCCACCGAAGGAAAACCUCAUCUCUGGGAACUCCCAACCGAUUUUUAUUUACAUCAUAAAAAUACUAUGAGGCUUCUGCCGACAAGAAGAAGUUACACUCACUGGUGGACACCAGAUGUAAUAAAACAUUUACCACUGCCUUAUGAUGAAGUUAUCUGUGCUGCAAACUUAAAGAGAUUGGUGGUGAAGAAAUUCCACAGAUAUGAAGAAGAGAUCGAUAUCCACAGCGAGUUCUUCCAACCAUACGAGUUGAGUUGUUUUGAUGACACUUUUUGCUUGGCCAUGACUAACUCUGCACGUGACUUUAUGCCUAAGACCGUUGGCAUUGAUCCAAGUCCAUUUACUGUGCGGAAACCAGAUGAAACUGGAAAAUCAGUAUUGGGGAACAAAAGCAAUAGAGAAGAGACUGUGUUGCAGCGAAAGACGGCAGCCAGCGCCCCGCCACCCCCCAGCGAGGAGGCUGUGUCCAGCAGCUCUGAGGAUGACUCUGGGACUGACCGGGAAGAUGAAGGCUCUGUAUCCCAGCGCUCCACUCCGGUGAAGAUGACAGACACUGGAGACAGUACCAAAGUGACCGAGAACAUGGUCCAGCCCAUGAAAGAAGUAUAUGGCAUUAACCUUUCAGAUGGCCUCUCAGAGGAAGAUCUCUCCAUUUAUUCAAGGUUUGUUCAGCUGGGGCAGAGUCAACAUCCACAAGACAGAAGCAGCCAACAGGUCUGUGCCCGGUGUCCAGAUGGAGUGAUAAAACUAGCACCCAUCUCUGCCUUCUCACAAGACAACAUCUAUGAAGUACAGCCUCCCAGAGUAGAUAGGAAGUCUACCGAGAUAUUCCAGGCCCACAUUCAAGCUGGUCAUGGUGCCAUGCAGCCCCUUGGGAAGGAAGACACCGCCUUGUACCGAGAAUACAUCAGGAACCGCUACCUGUGAGGGACAAGCCAGACCUCCCAAGCAAGCCUCAUCCAUUGCCAUUGUCACCUCAAAAACUAAUUUCCCAGCAGCCUGUGAUGACUACAGAUCUUCCUCUUUGUGGUGAUUUCCAAGUUAUGGGUAAUAAAUGCCUGGAUAGUUUGGUGUCAUUGCCUUUGCUUCCUUCUAGAAAUGCUUUGUUUAGGAGAGUGGUCAGUAUAAUAUCGUAUAUCAUGUCAAAAAGUUAACAUGGGACCAUAGUGAUAGUACAGCAGGCAGGGGGCUUGCCUGCAUGUGGCCAACUCAGGUUUGAUCCCAGCAUCAUAUAUGGCCCUCCAAAUCAUGCCAGGAAUUAUCACUGAGUGUGGAGCCAGAAGUAAUGCCUGACCACAGCCCAGCGUGGUCCAUAAACCAAACCAAAAGAAGUUAACAUGUUGGGGCUGCUGUCAGCACUGCAAUUUGUGCUAAUUAAAUCAGAGCCAAGUGUGAACCAUCCUGGGUGGUACAUCCUGGUUCAAUGCAUUAAAGAAUAUUUAUUGAGCACCUGCUGUAUGCCAGACACUCGAGUAUAGCUUGGGAAUAUUUUAAUAAGAAAAACAGGUCAAAUAAUCCCUCUGGUGUAAAAUUGUUUUUUUUAAAUAGUUGACAUUUCAAAAAAUUAUUCUGUUGGUUUUUAUGUUAACUUUGUGUCUUGAUCAAAGAUUUAUUACUUUGAGAACUUUUGGUUUUAGGAAAUAAGCAUUGAAAUAUUUAUAGACAAAAGGGCAAGAUGUCAGCCGACUGCUCAGGAAAAAAGAAAAAAAUGAUAAAGAAAGUGGAGCAAAGUAUGAAUAAUCAGCAAAUCUGGGAAAGAAAAUACAGGAGAUCUUUGAACUCAUAAUUCUCUAUAAAUAUGAAAUCGUAUAUUAAAAACCCAAACAUUAACUAUUUAUCACUUUGUUCUGUACUGUAGAGUUGUACCACAUGGUUUGUCAUCAGUGUCUGUAGCUGACGUGUCAGGUACUUCCUUGUAGAGCUUUUGCUCUCUGUUCCCUUGGGUAUAGACACGGACAGACAGACAGCUUCUUAUAUUUUGACAGCCGAGUAUAUGAGUUGAUCUUCUUGUCUCUGCCUCUUUGUACAAGUCGCAUCAUUCCCCUUCCUUUUAAAAUAAAGGGGAAAAAGAAAAAGCCAUCUAAUGUGAGAAGGAAAAUUGAUCCACUAAAUGAUCUUUAAAAUAUCACAGCCUGAGAUCCCAGGAUUCAAUUGAAGGUCCUCUAUUGCAAAUAAUAGUUAAAUCCCUAAUAUGCAGAUGUUUCCCCUGGUAGAAGCCCCCACCAAAUAUCAAAAUUAGAUAAUGGAAGAAUCACAAGCAAGAUUUCUUUUGCAGUCAAGAACAAUAAAUCCUACCUCAGCCGUUUUGUGUUGUUUAGAGGUAACAUCUGUAUAAUAUGCUCGGGACUCUUAAAAGAUGGUAAGUGGAUAGUUGCUGUGAAUGCAGUGGUUAUAGUGGUGGUUUGCAGUUGGUGGUUGUGUCAAUGGUGGGAUAAUUUUUUCGUUUUUUGUUUUUUUCCAAAAAUUUUAUUUUAUUAAAGCACCAUGUAUUUCAAAGUAUUCAUAGUUGGGUUUUUGACAUGCGGUGCUCCAUCAUCAAUCCACCAGAGUCCACUUCCCUCCACCAGUGUUCCCAGGUGCUCUCUUCUGCCACUCACCUUGCUCCCAGCCUUAGCCUGCCAUCUUGACAGGAACCUUUAAAUUUGGUUAUUAAAGUUUGGGACUUGCAAUUUCA